GACCCGUGGAGCGCGAGCCAAAGGCCGGACCACAGAAGAGGGAAAAGAAAGAACAGAAAGAGGAAGUGAAGAAGGAGAGGUCUAAGGCUCUUUCUGAGGCACCCUGGCGGCGCGGUUCGCGCUACCAGGAGCCUCCGCAGCCAACGCCUCCUAAGGCAGCAGCGAGGCCGGAGCGAGCUAGAACGCCGCCUCCGAAGCCAGCUCAGCCGAAGACUCCUCCCAAGACUCCGCCACCUGCGAGAGGAAAGGCGAGCACCCCAGGUCGGAGUCCGCUUCCGAAGGCGCAGCCAACGCCAAAGAAAGAGGAGAAGAAAGAGGAAAAGGAAGAGGAGAGCCAGGAGGAGAAGAACGAGAAGCUCGUAGACCACACGGCGGCUCCAAAGUGGAAGGCAGGAGUCGGGAGGCCGACACUGCUUCCCAAGCCAAAGCUCCUGAAGAGCCCGGCUUCGUGGGCAGGCAUGCGCUUCAGAGACCGCGUGGCCCACCAGGAUGCCAUCAGGUCCAAGAGCCCGAAAGGCACCCUAGGUGAGGCUUUGCUGAAGAAGCAGGGCGAGGCUUGCUCUACGUGCCGGAACAGAAGGACGAGGUUCCGUAAGGACGCGGGACGCAUCCUCAAGAAGAGGAUGAAGGAGUACAAAGCAGCAGCUGCCAAGGCAGCGGGCUCUCACUACGCCCGGAAAGUCCUGGAAAGAGAGAAGCUUGUGAGGGCCGAUCGGCCCAGCAAGGACGAGCUAAGGAGCCCGCGGGUUAAGAAGCCCGAGGGCGAAGAAAAGGAGAAAGAAGAGGAAAGCGACCAGGAGGACAAGGAGCCGGAGGCUCCAGGUGAAGAGCAGCAAAGGGCUGUGGUGCCGAAGAGUCCAGACCAACCCACGGCCGACCAGAUCACACAGCACGAAGCCUCGGGGCAUGCAGUACACCGUUCUUGGUGUGUUCACUGCCAGAGGGCACGCAAGAUGGUCAACCCGCAUCGCAAGGUUCGACGGGCCGAGCUUGAGACCUCGUUGCCGACGCUUCAUAUGGACUACUUCUUCUUGGGCAAAGACAACCAAGAGGAUGAUGUGAUGCCACACCUGGUGGUACGGUGCGACAAGACACGCCGCACUUGGGCCACGUCUCUGCCAGAGAAGGGGACACACCCCUACAACGUGACGUGGUUGGCAGGCAUCAUUCGCGAGGCCGGUUGGAAGAAGAUGUGUCUGUUUUCGGACAACGAGAAUGCCAUGAAGGCACUCAAGCGUAAGGCCAGCGAAGAGGUGAAAGGUGUGGAGUUUGAUCUACGAGAAUGCCCUACGAGCACAGAGCAUGAAAACGCACCAGCCAACGGUGUGGCAGAAGCAGCUGUGAAAGAAGUGAAGAGGAUGGUGAGAGCUAUCGUGUCGGAGCUGGAGACAAAUCUCAAGAUCGAGGUUGGCGUGGAUCACCCGAUUCUCGCCUGGAUCGCGAGACACGCAGCAUUUCUCUUGACACGUUUUCGCAUAGGCGAAGACGGCAAGUCAGCUUCUGAGCGAACGCUGGGUCGACCUUGGAGACGGCCGACCAUUGUCUUCGGUGAACAGGUGAUGUUCAAACCUGUCGGAGGAAAGCACAAGCGUGGAAGCCUUGACAACAGGGUUUCUAUGGGUCGGUACAUUGGGACUGCAUCUCGCAAUGCAGAUCUGAUGAUCAUGACAGGCGACGGCGUAACCCGGGGCCACUCCGUGCACAGGAGGCUCGAUGCCGACAAGUGGAAAGGAGAGAGUGAAGAGGGCCCAAGAAAGGGUCGAGUCGAGAAGGACUACGGGAGAAAGGUCAAGAAGGACCAGCCUGCUUUGGAAGGAAGACCUGCACCUGACGCCAUGGAGGGCGCACCACUGGCGAGGCCAAUGGAGGUCGAGGAACCCCAAGCCUCAAGAGCACAGCGGAAAAGAGCGCCCUCCAAGGACGUCGAGGACCUUUAUCGGGAGGAGCCCACACGGGGUGCCACCGAUGGUCCAGAUGUGGAGGUUGUUGGAGCCAACCUGUACGGAGGUGCAAGUGGUUCCGCAGGACCGGGUCUAGACCACUCUCGACGCCAAGCACAAGCCGAUGCAGAGAUGCACGACGCAGCGGCGAAUCCGCCGCCUGCUAGCGAGGAUGCUCAGAUUGGGCUGAUCACAAGGAUGUUCGAGCAGAAGGGCAUGAGGUGUAGCCCCGCCGAGGCGAAGGCUAUAAACUCUAUGGUUCGUCAGUUGGGAAGGAAUCGCAAUGCGGCUGUGCUUUGGAGCACAGUGAACGAAGGCAUCAUCCUUCCGAUGGACCUGGAGGUAACCAUGUUCAAGCAAGCUGAACACCUGCGUUUCUUCGAAAAGUUGGAACGCGUGAAGCCUAAGCUCCUGAUAGGGAGACUGCCCACCGGACCGUUUCAGUCCGUGCAGCGCGCCUUUGACACCACCAACAAUGUGGGAGCUGAAGCCAGGCGCGAGAACCUGAAGAAGUCGCGUUCACAACUUGGACUUUGCUUUGAGGCCUUCCAGGCACAGGUGGAAGCAGGGAACUACUUCCUCUACGAGUGCCCAAGGGGUGCAAAAUCCUGGGAGCAUGAACUUGCUCAAAGGAUGGACGCGCACUUGGUUGAAGGGCCAAUGUGCGAAUGGAAAGUGGACGAGAGCGGCAAGCUCAUUGCAGGGCAAUCGGGCAAGAGGCGCACCCGCUGGAUUACUGAUUCCGCGACGGUCGCGACAGCUUUGGAAAAGCUCUGCAAGGACUCUGGGAAGGUAUGGAACAGAGAGCUUUCUUUCAAGGAGGGGAUCGUACAGGCUAAAGCCGAGUACCCUCCGAAGCUCGAAAGGGCAGUGCUUGCAGGAGUCAGAGCACAGCUGGUCCUAGAUGGAGAGAUGAGGGAGGUAGGACACGUUGGAGGGCCAGACCCUCACGAAGAACCACCUCUGGAAGAGUAUCUCCAUGAAUCGCUUCCGAAGGCAAGUGAACUCUACGUGAAGGAACCUGUCAUUGAUGCGAAUACUGGGGCCGAGUUAGACCCAAGGAAAGUCGCAGAGGCAAGAGCCUCCGAGUUAGCUUGGGUAAAGAAGCAAGGAGUGUAUGAUAAGGUCGAUGAAAGCAUAUGUUGGUCGGAGACUGGCCGUCCGCCAAUUACCCUGAAAUGGGUAGACCGCAACAAAGGGGAUGAUGUGAAGGAGAACUUCAGAUCCAGAUUGGUCGUCCGCGAGGUCAAGAGCCAGGGACAAGCGGCGCUAAUCCCGGACUACGCGUUGUUCUCUUCCAUGCCGCCUUUGGAAGGAUUGAAAAUCCUAUGCUCGUUGCUUACGAGUAUGAAGCGGUCAGCUUCAGGGAAACAACUGAGCUUGAAAUUGACCGAUAUAUCACGUGCGCAUUUUAUGGCAAAGCAGAACGCUGAGUGUUCGUCACACUUCGCGAAGGAGACGAAGAGCCCGGCAAAUGCGGUCCUGCACUACACUUCUGAAGAAGCACGGUUUCCAGACCGGGAAAGCGUAUCCAUGUACUUUCUAUCACGCCGAAAUGGAUGGUCACCGCUUCGUGGACAAAUCCUGUCUGAGGAGUACGAGUUCAAGUGCGAUGGUCACAUAGGGCCUGGAUGCGAGAAAGACAGCAUGACUGUUCUGAACCGGGUUGUGACCUAUGACCGUACGACGGGAACUGCCACCUAUGAGGCGGAUCCAAGGCACGCCGAGGCGCUAAUCCGUGACCUUGGAAUGGAAACUGCUAAACCAGCAAAGACACCAGCAGAGAAGAAGAAAGGCAGCGACCUGAAAGCAAUGCUGGAGUCACAGCCGUUGAACGCCGAACUUGCAAAGCAAUAUCGUUCACACACGAUGCGGGCAGCGUUCCUAGCACAGGACCGCCCGGACAUUGCAGAAGCAACCAAGAGUUUGGCGAGGCACAUGAAGGAACCCACUGAGUUCGCAUGGGCCGACUUGAAGAGGUUUGUCCGCUACCUGCGCGGCAACCCACGGCUGAUGUAUGAGUACCAUCCGCAGCGAAUGAGCAAAGAGAUCGUAAUGUAUUGCGACUCGGAUCACGCGGGAUGUCUCAUCACGCGGAGGUCCACCACAGGACUCGUGACAAUGCUAGGAUUUCACUGUGUCAAGCACUCUUCGAAUGUGCAGAGUACAAUCUCCCUGUCGAGCGGGGAGAGUGAGUUCUAUGCAAUCGUCAGAGCGGGAUCCAUAGGAUUAUCGCUGCAGGCGAUGCUAGAGGACUGGGGACUGAAGGUCGGACUUAGGAUCCGGUCAGAUUCCUCAGCGGCCCGAGGCACUACUCAACGUCAGGGCCUGGGUCAGGCACGCCACGUGCAAACGCGGUACUUGUGGGUACAGGAAAAGGUGGCAACGCGAGCUCUGGAGCUGGAGCGCGUUGGCACAGAAAAGAACUACAGUGACAUCUGUACGAAGCCAAUGCCUGAAGUGGCAAUGCUGAAACACCUCAAGAGCAUGGGACUGCGUUUUCAUGCUGGUCGAGCCGGAGCAGCCAAGCGGCUCGUGUAA
This is a messenger RNA of Symbiodinium sp. CCMP2592, 4481 nucleotides long. The record is from the annotation of a GenBank genome assembly. Lineage: Eukaryota; Dinophyceae; Suessiales; Symbiodiniaceae.